Molecule: messenger RNA, 2634 nt
Organism: Sesamum indicum (sesame)
Lineage: Eukaryota; Viridiplantae; Streptophyta; Magnoliopsida; Lamiales; Pedaliaceae
Product: RNI-like superfamily protein
Biological process (GO): SCF-dependent proteasomal ubiquitin-dependent protein catabolic process
Cellular component (GO): SCF ubiquitin ligase complex
Molecular function (GO): protein binding
Source: RefSeq, a predicted model, not a curated record
AAAUCCAUGCCAGUAUUUUUCUGUUAACGGUUACUUCUACUCCUGCAACACCUCUUCGGCUCUUGCUUCAAACAACAAUACCCCUAGCUCUCGCCCUAUCAUAAUAAUAAUACAUAUGCAUACAUUUAGUAUGUAUAUUUCACCAUCUCCACCUUCAUAAUCUACCCCAUACCUUACCCGUAACUCUUGUUCAACACCCCUUUUUCUCUAAGGUCCCAUUACCCUUUGCUAUUCUCAAUUAGGCUUCAAAGCUAAAACCCAGAAGAAUUUCAGCCUUAUUUUCAUAGAUUCAGCUAUAAAGAUCCAAUCUGCAGUCCCAAUACCCUCACAAAGCUUCAAUCUUUACAGCAAUGAAGAAGCAAAAAUUAGUCCCUGAACCUCCUAACUUGAGCCGUUUUGAUCUUCUCUGUGAAGAGAUAGUUUUCAUAAUCCUUGAUUUCCUCAAUGAAAACCCACUUGAUAAAAAGGCCUUCGCUCUUGUUUGCAGGUCGUUUUAUGCCAUCGAGUCUCGUCAUAGGAAAUUCUUGAAACCCCUUCGUUCGGAACACUUAACCAAAGUUCUGAAUAGAUAUCCUCAUGUGUCAACUCUUGACCUUUCAUUAUGUCCAAGGAUUACUGAUUCUUCACUCGGUGUAAUAUCUGGGAGUUGUAAAGAAAUGUUGAGGUCAAUUAAUCUCUCUCGGUCCAAGUUUUUCUCUCAUGUGGGGUUAUCCAAUUUGGCUUUGAAUUGCAGGAAUUUGGUUGAGAUUGAUCUGUCAAAUGCCACAGAACUCAAGGACUUGGCCGCAGCGGCGAUAGCUGAAGCCAAGAACUUGGAAAGGCUGUGGUUAGUGAGGUGUAAAUCUAUUACCGAUAUCGGGAUAGGUUGUAUUGCUGUGGGGUGUCGGAAGCUGAGGUUGCUUAGCCUGAAAUGGUGUUUGGGUAUUGGUGACUUGGGGGUGGGAUUAAUUGCUGUUAAGUGCAAGGAUAUGCGAAGUUUGGAUCUCUCUUACUUGCCGAUCACCAAUAAAUGCUUAUCACAAAUCUUGGAGUUGCAAAACCUCGAAGAUCUGGUUCUGGAAGGGUGUUUCGGUAUUGAUGAUGACAGCCUCACAGCUCACAAACUAGGAUGUAUAUCAUUGGAGACACUUGAUAUGUCAAGUUGUCAGAAUGUAAGUCAUGUGGGUUUGUCUUCUCUAACCAGUGGUGCUGGAUCACUGCGGCAACUUAUCUUAUCAUAUGGUUCUCGUGUGGAUCUUGCUCUUGCUGAUAGUUUGCAAAAGCUUUCUAUGUUACAAUCUAUAAAACUAGAUGGUUGCCAGGUCACAUGCUCUGGGCUCAAAGCCAUCGGAAACUGGUGUGUAUCACUGACGGAACUGAGCUUAAGUAAGUGCCUAGGCGUGACGGAUGAAGGACUCUCGGUGCUUGUAACUAAACAUAAAGACUUGAAGAAGCUAGACAUCACCUGCUGCCGCAAGAUAACUCAUGUUUCGCUUGCCCACAUAACAAAUUCUUGUACCUCCCUUGUCUCCCUCAAGAUGGAAUCGUGCACCUUGAUUUCAGCCGAGGCUUUUGUUUUGAUAGGGCAGCGAUGCCAGCUUCUUGAGGAACUUGACCUCACAGACAAUGAAAUAGAUGAUGAAGGCCUGAAAUCCAUCUCAAGGUGCUCACAACUCUCAAGCUUAAAGUUGGGAAUAUGCCUCAACAUAACAGAUCAGGGGCUUAUCCAUAUUGGCUUGUGCUGUUCAAAGCUCAAAGAGCUAGAUUUAUACAGAUCAGCUGGAAUUACUGAUUCAAGCAUUUUGGCUAUUGCUCGUGGAUGCUCUGGCAUUGAAAUGAUUAACAUAGCCUACUGUAAAUUCAUUUCUGACCGUUCCUUCAUGUCAUUGGCAAAAUGUCCAAAGUUAAAAACACUGGAAAGUCGAGGAUGCCCUCUUAUCACGUCUUUGGGUCUAGCGGCUGUUGCUGUGGGAUGCAAGCAACUUGCCAAGUUAGACAUAAAAAAAUGUCACAGCAUUGAUGAUGCAGGAAUGAAUCCUCUUGCUCACUUCUCUCAGAACCUCAAACAGAUAAAUUUGUCCUAUACCUCUGUAACGGACGUAGGGCUCUUGUCCCUCGCAAGUAUCAGCUGUCUGCAGAGCAUGACCGUCCUUCACCUGGAGGGUCUGACUUCCAGUGGCCUGGCUGCUGCACUCUUAGCAUGUGGUGGACUAACUAAAGUAAAGCUUCAGGCCUCAUUCAAAUCCUCAUUGCCACAACUUCUUUUUGAACAUUUGGAGGCCCGUGGCUGCACUUUCCAGUGGAGAGAAAAAAUAUUUCAGGCUGAGUUAGAUCCCAAGUGCUGGAAACUACAGUUGGCAGAUGCAGAAUGAAGUGAUCGGAUAACAGUGCGGAAUGCUAGUGAAUUGGUGUGGAUGGUUGGCUAGUGAUCAUAUGAGACACCUGAAAUUUAAGUGGUACAGUGUAAAGACCUGUAUCAUGGCGCUAUCUAGGGAAAGUAUAUGUAACUUUUGAACUUGCAGCAUGUCAGCUAACUCAGAAUUCAAGUUGUUGCUGUAUCUUGAAUAGUAGUCUACUUAAGAUACCAUAAGCUGUUCAAUCUUUGACCUUCCAUGCGAAGUUUUUCCGUGGCAAUAUAGAAAUAUGGUUGUCUGA